AUUAGGGGUUUGUGAUGAAAAUCCCCAAAUGGUUACAAGUGUUCUGGCAUAGAUAUUUAUAGAAAAAGAACUCCAUCCCAAUUGAUUGAUCAAUUAUUAGUUGGUGUUUGGAAGAUCUGAAGAGUGAGUAGGAUGUAUUCAGCUGUUUAGACUUUUCAAAAUUAUGCAUGUAGUAGAAUUUAGUAAUUUGUUCAAAAUUUAAAAAUGCCUUUGACAUUUGUUUUGGAAAAGCAUGCCAUAAUAUAAGGUUUUCAUGAUUCUGCCUUGGUUUUAGUGUGUUUACUUUCUUCUUGCCUAAUAUUAGCAGCUUAAUCAGUUUAAAGUCAAAGGCAGGUUUUUGAUUAAAACAGUUAUUUGCCUUUGAAAGUACAGAACUAGCUGAAAUUGCUUAAAGAGAAAAAAUUAAUGAAAUGAAAGCAACAGUACUACUAUUGAAAUGGCCAGUGUGUGAGGUUAUCUCUACUGGACAAAACGAAGAACGUAAUUGAUAUAGUGCACAGCUUUCUCCUUUUUUCCUCCCAACAUUGCUUCCUAAUUGGAGAGGCUUCAUAUUGCAGAAACCAUCUGAACAAUCAUGAUGCAUAUUCGUGGUUAAAAAUACUUGACCAAUCUCCAGCGAUGGAGGUUCCCACCCUUUAAACAUCCAAGUGGCCAGCUGUCAAACACAGUUUUUGCUCUCAGUACUGGAUUUGUCCCGGGGAUCUGAGAACGAAUCAGGGAGAGCACUUCGACUGAAGCUUCCUGACUGAAAAGCAGAAGCAAAAUGGAGCGCUAUGAAUCUACCUCAGAUGCUAAUAAAAUCCACUCAAAUCGCCUGUCAAGCAUUACAGAAGAUGAGGAACAAGAUGCUGCAUUAACCAUUGUGACGGUGCUCGAUAAAGUAGCCACAGUGGUGGAAGGUGUACGGGAAAGCCAGAAGAGAAUAGAAGAACGACACAGGGAAAUGGAAAAUGUCAUCAAGUCUGUUCAGAUUGACGUUCUAAAGAUUUCUCAGUGUCAUAGUAACACUAGUUAUGCAGUUGACAAGCUGCUGGAGAAAACCCGUAAAGUUAGUGCUCGUGUUAAAGAAGUGAAGGCCCGGGUGGAGAAGCAGAAUUUAAAUGUGAGAAAAGUUGAAGCCACGCAAGAGGAGAUGCUGAAAAAAAACAAAUUUCGAGUGGUCAUCUUCCAGGAGGAGAUGCAGUGCCCUACCUCGCUGUCUGUGGUUAAGGAGAGGACACUAGCUGGGAACUUAGAAGAUGAUGAAUUCUGUUUCCCGGAUGAUCUGUCUUCUGAUGAAGAGUACCACAUAGAAGAAAGUAGAACCUCGAAAUUUCGCAAGUCGGGCAUGAGACGCAUCGCCAAUCUCAAAAAGGCAUUUUCAAAGGAAAACAUGCAGAAAACAAGGCAGAAUUUUGACAAGAAGGUGAAUCGAAUUAGAACGAGGAUUGUGACUCCUGAGCGGAGAGAGAGGGUGCGCCAGUCAGGAGAAAGGCUGAGGCAGUCCGGGGAAAGAUUGAAGAAAUCCAUUUCUAAAGCAGCUCCAAACAAGGACACCUUCAAGAUGUAUAUUCAUAAGAAAGAGAAAGAGCGGACCGGCGCCGAGGGCCAAGAAGGCCUGCACGAAAAGGGGGGGGAUGCCGCAGCUGAACCCGCAAGGGAGGCCUAUACUGAUGUCCUGACCCCACUAGACAGAGAACAGGCCAGAGAAGCGGGAGAGGAACCUGAGACCUCUGGGGUAAAAACCACCCUGAAACCCCAGACUGAACCGGGAGAGGCCGAAGUGCUUUUACUGGAUUUAAAGCAGUCAGCAUAAACAGGCUUGG
Tachyglossus aculeatus (Australian echidna) is the source of this 1805-nucleotide messenger RNA. It is a transcript of the gene CAVIN4, whose product is annotated as caveolae associated protein 4. Gene Ontology annotation, biological process: regulation of gene expression. The record is from RefSeq and is a predicted model, not a curated record. The coding region runs from base 764 to 1795 and encodes 343 amino acids. The transcript has 2 exons. NCBI's taxonomy places the organism in Eukaryota, Metazoa, Chordata, Mammalia, Monotremata, Tachyglossidae. Gene Ontology annotation, cellular component: caveola; cytoplasm.